This is a messenger RNA of Aspergillus piperis CBS 112811, 1840 nucleotides long. Its product is annotated as glycoside hydrolase 5 family protein. The record is from RefSeq and is a predicted model, not a curated record. Gene Ontology annotation, molecular function: hydrolase activity, hydrolyzing O-glycosyl compounds. Bases 463 to 1623 code for a protein of 386 amino acids. The transcript is spliced from 3 exons. NCBI's taxonomy places the organism in Eukaryota, Fungi, Ascomycota, Eurotiomycetes, Eurotiales, Aspergillaceae.
GCACCUCAUCCGCACCCAUCAGACCAUCCAUCCACCACCCAUCACCUCUGAAACCAACCCAGCAACAAAUAUAAAAGAAAAUAACAGACUCUUCAUCAAACCAUCUUAACAGAGAUGUAACACAUCAUCCCCACCAGCAAUCCCUGAUGUAGAACUAAACCACUCAGAUCACCUGAAACACGGCAGAGGGUCUCGCCAUACCGAAUCGAGCACGGACAAAACACCUGCAUCUGCAGAUUGAUUAACUGCCACGAUGAUCGUCACCGCUCCGUUCUCAACUCGGUAUCUGGAGGUCCAAGACUGGAGACAGAACCCCUUCCCAGUCGUCCUACAGGUCACUGCUUAUUUCAGAACGGAGGGUCGUCCGUGUAGCAGAAACCGACUGGCAGCGGGCAGAGUUGCUAUAAAGGCAGCUUAACCCACACAACUUCAGUAUCAUAACCAGCCAAGCAAACGACCACAAUGAAGUUCUCCAGCUCCCUUCUCACCCUGGCCAGCCUGGCGCUGGCCAACCUCUCUACGGCCCUGCCCAAAGCCUCUCCUGCGCCAAGUAGCAGCAGUAGCAGCAGCAGCAGCGCCUCCACCUCCUUCGCCAGCACCUCGGGCCUCCAAUUCACCAUCGAUGGCGAAACCGGCUACUUCGCCGGAACGAACAGCUACUGGAUCGGUUUUCUAACCGACGACUCGGACGUCGACCUGGUGAUGAGCCACCUAAAGUCAUCCGGCCUCAAGAUCCUCCGCGUAUGGGGCUUCAACGACGUCACCACGCAGCCCUCCUCCGGCACAGUCUGGUACCAACUGCACCAGGACGGCAAAUCAACAAUCAACACCGGCGCCGACGGCCUCCAGCGCCUCGACUACGUCGUCUCGUCCGCCGAACAGCACGGCAUCAAACUCAUCAUCAACUUCGUCAACUACUGGACCGACUACGGCGGUAUGUCCGCGUACGUCAGCGCGUAUGGCGGAUCCGACGAGACGGAUUUCUAUACGAGUGAUACGAUGCAAUCUGCGUAUCAGACGUAUAUUAAGACGGUCGUGGAGCGGUAUAGUAACUCGUCGGCGGUGUUUGCGUGGGAGUUGGCGAAUGAGCCGAGAUGUCCCAGUUGCGAUACGUCUGUGUUGUAUGAUUGGAUUGAGAAGACGAGUAAGUUUAUUAAGGGGUUGGAUGCGGAUCAUAUGGUUUGUAUUGGUGAUGAGGGCUUCGGCCUCAACACCGACUCGGACGGCAGCUACCCCUACCAAUUUGCCGAGGGCCUGAACUUCACCAUGAACCUCGGUAUCGAUACUAUUGACUUUGCUACUCUCCACUUGUAUCCUGAUAGCUGGGGCACUUCCGACGACUGGGGUAACGGAUGGAUCAGCGCGCACGGCGCGGCGUGCAAAGCGGCCGGCAAGCCCUGCCUUCUGGAAGAGUACGGCGUCACCUCGAACCACUGCAGCGUGGAGAGCCCGUGGCAGAAGACAGCUCUCAACACAACGGGCGUCAGCGCAGAUCUCUUCUGGCAGUAUGGUGACGAUUUAAGCACGGGCGAGUCGCCGGAUGAUGGAAAUACCAUCUACUAUGGGACGAGCGAUUAUGAGUGUUUGGUCACGGAUCAUGUGGCUGCUAUUGGUAGUGCGUAGGGGAUAGGGAGAUGUGGAUAUAUCUAGUUGAUACAUUAUGAGGGGUGUUGUACAUAAGAAUGCGCCGGAGGGAGGGUGUGAAGGAUGAUAACUGAACGUUAAGUUUGGAUAGGGUGCAAUCCGAGAGGAAUACCUUAGUUAGGAUCAGGUAGUAUACUGGGACGUUGUUCGUUACUGGCAUUGAUAAAAAAAUACAAUCUAUACAUCGAACAAAUCG